GCAUCGCAUUGACCGCAUUCAAUUCACCAAAUCUUGCGUUUGAUUAGCAAUGUCAGCCAGAGAAUAAACCUGCAAUCCGGAGCAAAGCCUCCAGCAUCGGACUAAAACCUAUCUACCAGCGCCGAGGAAAGAGCACAGAGUCGAUCAUGAUAUCCAUGCCUCCAGUUAUGAAUGAUCAGCCCAGGAAUAGCUCAAAGCAGUCCCUCAGUUGGCUCUCCUCAGACAACAGCAACUCUUCGAUCACAACCUCUGACCUACCCGAGGAAAUAGUCAAUCCCUGGGACAUCGCCCUUUGUGUGGUGGGCACUGUGAUCUCUUGCGAGAACGCCAUCGUGGUGGCUGUCAUCUUCUACUCGCCGACACUCAGGGCUCCGAUGUUCAUCUUGAUUGGGAGUUUAGCUCUGGCUGAUCUCCUCGGAGGACUGGGCUUGAUCCUCAAUUUUAUCUUCCUCUACCUGCUAAACUUCGAAGCCGCUAAACUGGUCUCAGCCGCCCUCCUGAUCGCUUCCUUUUCGGCUUCGGUCUGCAAUUUGCUUGCCAUCACCAUCGACCGUUACUUGUCAUUGUAUAACGCCCUGACAUACCACACCGAGAGAACCACGACUUUCACCUACUUGAUGCUUUUGGUUGUGUGGGUCACAUGUCUCAGCCUGGGCUCACUGCCCGUUGCGGGCUGGAACUGCCUGGAAGACGAGACCACCUGUAGUGUAAUCAAACCAAUCACCAAAAACAAUGCCGCAGUCCUCUCAGUCUCCUUUUUGCUGAUAUUCGCCUUGAUGUUGCAACUAUACGUUCAAAUCUGCAAAAUAGCCUUCAGGCACGCCCAACAGAUCGCCAUACAGUACCACUUUGUGGCGACCUCCAACACCUCGACAAGGAAAGGAAUCUCCACCUUAUCUAUCAUCCUGGGAACCUUCGCCGCUUGCUGGAUCCCUUUCGCGAUCUACUGCCUGGUUGCAGACUCCAGUUAUCCUUUGAUCUACACCUAUGUCACGGUCUUACCAGCUACCUGCAAUUCAGUCAUUAAUCCUAUUAUUUAUGCAUACCGGAACCCUGAUAUCCAAAAGUCGCUCUGGGUGGCUUGCUGUGGUUGUAUUCCAUCCAACUUUUCAUUCAGACCAAGGUCGUCCAGUGACGUAUAGUGUCUUCUGUUUCGUGGGAUUUUAUUUUUUCAACAAUUAUUAUUUGUAAUUUUUAUUUUUUUACUGGAGCUAUUUAAACAAAUCAUCCUUUAAUUAAAAUGUGAGAAACGAGGAAGGUGUAUUUUUGAGAGUAAUAUUUUCGCAUUGUUAGUGGAAUAACAUUAUUAGCGCCCCCAGCGGUUUUCUGUAAAUUCAUGGUCUAAACCCCAUCACGUAAAACUAAAGCUGCAAUGUAUUGGACAGGGCGGAAGCAAGCACUGUACACGUAGAAAUGUAUUGAAACAGCAGGCGGACUGCUGAAAUAAUUCUGUGAGGGGCAAACUUAUUUUUAAGACGUGGAACUCAGAGAUUCUGAUGAAGAUAGAAAUGUUGGAAUGUCUCAGUAAUCAAUUUUGGUGUUGUUCAGGAAAUGGUAACUUUCCUUAAGUUUAAAGCAAUGCCGGCAUGUGAUGCACUUUAAGCUACCUAAUUAGAGCCCGUGCUCUAAACGUCUUUAUCUAUUUAUCAAACAUCUGUACGUCUAUAUCUAUCAUUUAUUCUGACGAAACUUAAACUGUGAAUUGAUUUUCUUUUCAAUUCUGUGCCGCAGAUUUAAUUUCGAAACAAAUACAAAAACUGCAUAUUAUGGGAUGGGGUGUUAGUGUAUCAGACUGACAGUGAUCCCUGGAUAUGGCAUAAAUUGCGGCAGAGAACGAAAUAUUCAUUUAUUCUGCAGCAGAGCAAGUUUAACUUAAAGUACACAUUCGUUCUUUAUUACUUCUCUUUUUAAAGGUUCACGAUAUUUAUUUCGAAAAUCUCUAUUUUUUUCAUAUUGGAGAUCAAUACCUCAAAUUGUAAUCUAGUAUACACCAUAUUGCUGAAGUCCUGUGUUAACUAGACAUUUUCCGGUGUAGGGACUGACGUGAGAUUAAAAUCUAGUAAGAAAAAGAUUUUCAAGAAAUUAUUAAAUAAAAAAACAAUAUAAUUUCCACCAGCUCUUGUAACCCCCUCACCACCGAGACAUCAGGUAGAUCCUUUCCAGAAUUCACCGGGCACUUUGUAAACCAACAAGCCAAUUAGAGACAAUUGCCAAAGCAUUUUGCCAACAUUCCCUCCUUAUGAGGAGUUUGACACCAACCAUUUUAAUUCAGCCAUUAUUUGCCAAUAGUUUAGAAACUAUCCGGGCAGAUUUGAUGGGAUAAAGGUUUCUUUACCCUCCUCAUCUAUCCUAAGAUUGCACUUUAUCAAACUAAGGUAUUAAAAUAUAGCACCACUUUCCCCCACCGUCAAAUGUGCGACAGUCUAUUUAUUGCUAAAAUUGGUUUAUUUUGAUAUGGUUGCAUA
Messenger RNA from Pristis pectinata (smalltooth sawfish), 2465 nucleotides. Its product is annotated as G-protein coupled receptor 12-like. Lineage: Eukaryota; Metazoa; Chordata; Chondrichthyes; Rhinopristiformes; Pristidae. The transcript is spliced from 2 exons. The record is from RefSeq and is a predicted model, not a curated record. The coding region runs from base 147 to 1142 and encodes 331 amino acids. Gene Ontology annotation, molecular function: G protein-coupled receptor activity. Gene Ontology annotation, cellular component: membrane. Gene Ontology annotation, biological process: G protein-coupled receptor signaling pathway.